This is a messenger RNA of Ostertagia ostertagi, 705 nucleotides long. The record is from the annotation of a GenBank genome assembly. Lineage: Eukaryota; Metazoa; Nematoda; Chromadorea; Rhabditida; Trichostrongylidae.
AUGACGGAAGUGUAUGCAUUGGAGAUCUCAUCAAAUGUAUCCGAGUUUCCAUAUGAGAAGAAGUACCCAUCAUCGCUCACUCUAGGCGAACUCAAGAAGAAAUUGGAACUGGUUGUUGGAGCCACUUCCGAAAACAUCCAUAUCGAACUUCAUGAUGCUGAAGGCAAAUUCGUCUCUUCACUAACGGAUGCAGCUAAAAGCCUGAAAGAACUUGGAGUGAAGGAUGGUAUGCGUCUACAUGCCGUUGACAUUUCUGGCCAGAAUGCUGAAUUGCAAGAUGACAGUAUGGUUGAGAAGUACACGAUUAGCGAUGAUCAGUACGACAAACGUGAAGACAGCGUACGAGCAUGGAAGAAAAAGUUGCUAGCUGAGGGCGCUGCGGGUCAUGAGCACGCUACACCUGAACGUGGAGAUAUCAAUGAGGAAAUAGCCAAGAAAAUAAAGGUUGGUGAUCGCUGUGAAGUGAGAGUUCGCGGUGCGAUACCUCGUCGUGGAGUGGUGGCAUUCGUUGGAGAAACGAAGUUCAAAGAGGGGCCUUGGGUUGGUGUUAACUACGAUGAACCGGUCGGCAAAAAUGAUGGAGCUGUCGCCGGCGUCAGAUACUUCCAAUGCGGUGACAAGCACGGCGGUUUUGUACGACCUGUGGACGUGGCUACCGGUGAUUUCCCACCGCUUACAAUCGACGGCGAAAUGGAUGAGAUCUGA